Messenger RNA from Cygnus olor (mute swan), 1253 nucleotides. RefSeq names its product arachidonate 5-lipoxygenase activating protein (gene ALOX5AP). The transcript has 6 exons. Gene Ontology annotation, molecular function: glutathione peroxidase activity; leukotriene-C4 synthase activity; enzyme activator activity. The coding region runs from base 106 to 591 and encodes 161 amino acids. Gene Ontology annotation, biological process: leukotriene biosynthetic process. Gene Ontology annotation, cellular component: nuclear envelope; membrane; endoplasmic reticulum. The record is from RefSeq and is a predicted model, not a curated record. NCBI's taxonomy places the organism in Eukaryota, Metazoa, Chordata, Aves, Anseriformes, Anatidae.
UGCUGCUGCUGCUGAAGCUGCUGCUGCUGCUGCUGCUGCUCGUGUUUUGGGAGGGCUGAGCUGCCACCACGGCUGCAGCGUCCACCCUGACAGCCUGCUUGCAAAAUGGACCAGGAGACCCUGGGAAGCGUGGUCCUGCUCGCCAUCGUCACCCUGAUCAGUGUCGUCCAGAACGCUUUUUUUGCCAGCAAAGUGGAGCAUGAGAGUAAACACUGCAACGGCAAAGGGAUCCAGCGGCCGGGGUCCUCUGCCUUUGACCGCGUCUACACUGCCAACCAAAACUGUGGGCACGCGUACCCUACGUUCCUUGCCGUGCUUUGGUGCGCCGGGCUUCUCUGCAGCCAAGCUCCUGCUGCUUUUGCUGGCCUGAUGUACUUGUUUGUGAGGCAGAAGUACUUCGUGGGCUACCUGGGGGAGAGAACGCAGAGCACUCCCGGCUACUUGUUUGGGAAGCGCAUCAUUUUGUUCCUGUUCCUCAUGUCCGUGGCUGGGAUACUCAACUACUAUCUCAUCUACUUCUUUGGAAGUGACUUCGAAAUGCACAUCAAGACGAUAACCAGCGCCAUCUCACCACUGCUGCUCAUUCCCUAGCUCCCUGCAGAACUGAGGGGGUCAGCCUGCUUCACGUAUCGAUACCCAGAAGCAGCUAUAAUUCAGAUGUUUAAGAAAUGAACCUAUAACCCUUUCAGAUUGCUGUAAAUCUAAUGCUCAGUGGGCUUUGUAGUUUGAUUUAACCUUGCUUUUUCCUUCAGGAAAAAGAUUUAUUGUGAGCGCUCAGCAUGCCCAAGGAACGGUAACAACUUCCAGCUAAUUCUUCAGAGGUUUUUUUUUCCAUAAACUGAAGCUUGAAAGCUGAUUGCACGACUGUAAGGGGUAUUUUAUGCUUCCAUCGUAACUGUGUUGUCCUUAGCUCCUGUCAUGAAAAGUAGGAGCCUCUCAGCCUCACCUCUGAGGGAUUGUGCAGCCACGACCACCUCCCACAUGCAUGCAGGUUUUCGCCAUCGUCCUGCACCCAGCUGCCCACACAAAUGCACAGGGCACCCUUUCCUUCGCAUUUGUUGGUGACUGAGUACAGGAGGACAGCAAGCUUCCUUGGUCAAUAUAGAUGUGUGUAAUGCUCCCAGCACUGAUCUCAUCCACGCCUCGGCCCGGGCCUUCUCCCAGAGCUGUGGACAGGGGUCUUGGGUCAAUGAGCACCAGGUAUAUUGAGGGGGUUGGGUUUGUUUUGCUUUGCUUAAUAAAGCAGCCUAAAA